This is a messenger RNA of Harmonia axyridis, 721 nucleotides long. RefSeq names its product cuticle protein LPCP-23-like. The coding region runs from base 60 to 533 and encodes 157 amino acids. The transcript has 2 exons. Lineage: Eukaryota; Metazoa; Arthropoda; Insecta; Coleoptera; Coccinellidae. The record is from RefSeq and is a predicted model, not a curated record.
CAAAUAUUCUUAUGAUUGGUAUCAGUUGAACUUAUUCUUCAGCCGAAUUAAAAACUAAAAUGAACUCCUUCGCUGCUGUUAUCUUCUUUGCUGCUUUGGCCGCUGCCAAUGCCGGUUUGAUAACCCCCUUGGCCUACUCCGCCAUCCCAACCGGACACAUUGUUCAAGGACCAAGCUCAAGAACUACCGUCGUAGGCCCAGACGGUAGUGCAAUCUCCUCUGUAGCUCCAGGAGGUACCAUCAUCACCGACCACGAUGCUACCAUUGUUGCCCAAGCUGCUCCAGCUGCCGUCAUCGCUCCCGCCGCCAGGCUCGCUGUUGCUCAUGCCCCUCUUGUAGCUGCCCACUCUUCAUUGAUCGCUUCUCCAGCUAUCACCACCUAUGCUGCUCAUGCUCCAGUCUGGGCUCAUCAGGCUGUAGGAGUACCUGCCAUCGCAAGAGUAGCUGCUGAAAACACUGUUGUUGCUGGACCCUCUGGCACCAUCAGUCAAACCAGAGCUAUAGACGCUGCUCCCCAUGUUACCGUUUGGUAGAUUGUGAUGGUUUGCUUGUAAAUAAUAUUGUUUGAAUUUUGUGAUAUAGUUGUUAUUAUUUACCGAAUGUUUCCAUUGAUUUUUCUACUUUUUAUUUUUGAUUUGAGUUUCAAAUAUUUUUGCUUGAUGUAUGAUUGAUUGAUUGUAUGAUCAAAGGACCGAAUAAAGGCAUCAGAAUUUUAAAAUGA